AUGCUUUCUAUUGAUAGUAAGGAUUUUCUGCACUCUCUCUCCCUCGCGACAAAGACUUCGCGUCAAUAUUUGCGGCCGAAAAUUUUGACGCGCCCUAACUCCAUCCUUCGCCUGCAGAACAGCAGAAGUCUCCAACCUCGCCCUAACUCCAUCCUUCGCCAGCAGAAGUCUCCAACCUCGCGAAACCCUAACUUCUCCACCCUCUCGUUCUCUCUUUCUUGCCCAACCUCGCGUUCUCCCUUCCGUUCUCCACCUUCGCAUUCUCGAAGAGAUCUCUCUCGCGAAGCCCUAACUUUUGCUUGCUCCGUCUUCCCUGCAAGCCGAGCAAGCGGACGACUCGCCUUCUCGAAGAUUGGAGCGAGAGCAGCAACCUUCGCGUUCUCGGACAAGGAGUGUGAAGCCCUAACUCCUCCAGCCGCAAUCAGCCCUAACUUCUUCUUCGAAGCACAUCAAGUUAUAGCAGCAAGGAGCAGUGACUUUGAGUUUAGGUACUCUUUAAGGCAAAAAGGUGAUGCUUCUGGAAGGUCAAAACAAAGUAGGAGCGAGAAGAAGAGCCGGAGGGCUAUGUUGAAGCCCAGUAUGAAGCCAGUACCUGGUGUCAACUGCGUAACACUAAAAAAGAGCAAGAAUGAUGACGAAGAGGUCGAUGAGGCUGGUGUCGAGCCAAAGGACAUCGAAUUGGUAAUGACUCGGGCUGGGGUUCCCAUACAGGGGAAGAUCUAUAUGCUGAGAAUGAAAUCUUAUUUAGGCCUUGAAGUUAUGUUAAUUUCAUAUUUUCUUUCCAGAAACAUGAAAAAAAAUGGGUGGAUCUUAGAAUUUCCUACACAGAUGCAAGUCAUAAUUCCAUAUGGAUGGAGCUCUGAUUUGUAUAUUAGUAUUUUUUUUUAAUGCUUGGAAUCUCAAAUCUAUAAAUAGUAUUUUGAUUGGAUUUCCAUACUCCGUUCCAUAUAUUUCCUGAACUAUAUGGUCAUUGGACUCACAGUUUCUUUUCUGUAUCCAAGCAGGUGACUUAUUAGUUAUUCUCUUCUAUUGAUAUCUAAGGUUUAUUCCAUAAUCUGGUAGACUAUAAUUUACCUAUCUGUAUAAGGCUGCAGCGUACAGAGGCUUGUUAAUGCACCUUCCAAUUGCAGGUGAAACAAUUAAUCAUGGCAGCCAAAAGGGUAGCAGCCUGAAGAUACAAUGCACUUGGCCAUGUAGGCGUAUAACUAGUGCCUGCAUUGCAUUGUUAAGAGCUUCCUGUGGCAUAUCAUUCAUCAGAUAUGAUAAGCAACGGCGUGCAAAAAUGGUUGGCGAAACCAUUGUCUCAACAUCAAUAAACUGCAUGUCACAGUAUGUGGUCAUUAGGCGCUCAAAGAAGUCAAAGAUUUUCAUGUGGUUCCCAGGUCCAGGGCUGUCAAUGCGCUCAAAGCUGUCAAAGAUUUUCAUGUGUAGUAUCAAUGUAUCUGAAUGUAGAAGUUAUGGAUUUUGAAAGAAUGUAAAGAGGCAAACAAGUGCAGGGGCUCAUCAAUAAGAAAAUUUUGUUACUA
Molecule: messenger RNA, 1526 nt
Organism: Zingiber officinale
Lineage: Eukaryota; Viridiplantae; Streptophyta; Magnoliopsida; Zingiberales; Zingiberaceae
Product: NAC-alpha domain-containing protein 1-like
Exons: 4
Coding region: 1-888 (295 amino acids)
Biological process (GO): protein targeting to membrane
Cellular component (GO): nascent polypeptide-associated complex; cytoplasm
Source: RefSeq, a predicted model, not a curated record